GAUUAAACCUCUUGCAUGCGGUCCCCCAGAUACCCUUGCUGUGUGAGCGUCGCGUCGUGCCCAGAAUGUGGACUCCACGUCUGGCUUUCACCCUCCUGCUGUGGUGGCCGUUGUACUUCCAUUUACAUGCGUCGGCCACCAUCCUAGACAACGGCCAGCCCCGUCGGGAUCCUUAUCCGGGGCAGGCGCAAAGGAUCGAUCUCGACGAGUCCUGGAGGAGGUACGGCGCUGACGCGCCUGAGAUCGCGUACAAGGGGCGCUGGGAUAGCAAGCAUAUCUCCUGGUGGUCGGCUCCGGGCCUGAGGCUUCAAUUCUCCGGAGGCAAACUUGCCAUAACGUUUGGCCCCAAUACGGAUGAAGGGACUCUAGUGGCUUACCGAAUCGACUCCCUCGACUGGCAAUUCUCCAACGUCACUGCGGACUCGACGUACCAGUUUGUCGGGCCAUGGAGCGACCUGGACGAGGCGCAUUUGGCCGAGACCAAAGUGUUUGAGAUGCGAGUCACCAACUGGGGCAUAGGAGUUCAAAUAGCCGGUGUGGCUGUCGCCGGCGACGCCCUGCUCACCGUACCUCCAACCUUCCCGAAGAAGGUCGAAAUCAUAGGAGGAUCCCUUGCAUCUGGCCAAUUUGCCACCUACGAAACACUCUCCUCGUGGGCUCAUCAGUACGUCGCCGGUUUAGGCAAUGUCGAAUACACCAUCACCGCCUACCCCGGAGCCUGUCUGGUGGAUAACCAAUGCUAUGGUGGCGUCCAUGGCAUGACCUGGUACUGGCAUCGCGCAUCAGACCCCGGUUUCCGCGCAGCACAAAUGUACGGACCCGAACCUGAAGAAUUUGACGUAGGAGCCGGCCAACCGGCGGAUCUCGUCCUGAUCCAAAUGGGAGGGAAUGACCAUCGACCGCCGAACGAGAUCGCAGCGCCCGAUUUCUAUCAUGCGUAUAUCGACAUGAUAGAAGAUGUGCAUCGGACAUGGCCUCAUGCGACUGUUCUCAUUGUGGGACAAUGGGGCCUCUUCCACCGCGAAGGCACAAAAUACGUCCAGGACAUGCUGUACGAAGAAGAGCACAAACGCGUGCAUGAAUACUUCAAGGACCGCGGCUUCGUCUACUACUUCCCCACUCGCGGCAUCUUGCAGCAUAACGACAUCGCGCCCAAGGACCAUCCGACGGAUUACGGUCAUGCCAAGGUUGCGAGCCAUCUCUUACAGUGGACGAGGUUGGUGCUGGGGUGGCAGCUGGAGCCGACGGGUGAGGUGCAGCAUGGGACGCUUUUCUGGAAUGAUCAGCAGGAGUAUUAGUUUUUCAUUCAAAUUAAUUAAUUAAUAUCAUAAGACUGAGGGGGGCGGAUAAUGUCCCGAGUUUUACAGGGAUGCAGCAGUUGUACAUGGCUCUUACAGCUGUGAAUAGAAUAUCAACC
This is a messenger RNA of Monascus purpureus, 1417 nucleotides long. Lineage: Eukaryota; Fungi; Ascomycota; Eurotiomycetes; Eurotiales; Aspergillaceae. The record is from the annotation of a GenBank genome assembly.